Messenger RNA from Helobdella robusta, 408 nucleotides. RefSeq lists its product as hypothetical. The annotation marks the transcript as partial. The record is from RefSeq and is a predicted model, not a curated record. Lineage: Eukaryota; Metazoa; Annelida; Clitellata; Rhynchobdellida; Glossiphoniidae. The transcript has a single exon.
CCUCGCUACAAAUACCAACUGACAAUAAUAAAAAGUGUGCAAAGGAGAUUCACAAAGUUCAUUCUUUCAGUUCGUCAUUUUCCGUACACAACUCGUCUGUGCUUAGUGGGAUUACAAACGUUAGAACAUCGCAGACCAAUUUCGGACCUAUGUUUUGUGUACAAAAUAUUAAACAACGUUAUCAGCAUUGAUUUGAAUGAUCUCCCUUGUCCUACCAAUCAACUCGUAGACAUCCUUACAGACUACGUGAAUCUAACUCUGACAGCAACACAUCUAGAUACUUUUUUGGUAGCAGAAUUGUUCAAAUAUGGAUCUGUUGGAUAUGGAUUUGCUUCGUCACCAACAUAUUUAAUUUUCAAAAACAAAAUAACUUUAGUAGAUCUCACCCAAUUCUUAACUAUUGUGUGA